Molecule: messenger RNA, 408 nt
Organism: Scheffersomyces stipitis CBS 6054
Lineage: Eukaryota; Fungi; Ascomycota; Pichiomycetes; Serinales; Debaryomycetaceae
Exons: 1
Source: RefSeq, a predicted model, not a curated record
AUGAAGUUUACCGCCGGUGCCGCCCUCGCUUUGUUAUCCUCCCAAGCUUACGCUGCCCUCACCAACGUCACCUUGUGGGCCCAAUCCGAUGAUCAAUCUAUCAACGGUAACGGCUUGUCCUCCAUCCACGAAGGCGCUGCCAUUAACUACUUCUUCUUGGGUUCUGCUGCUCAGACCUUGGUUUACGAUGACGAGAACAACUGGAUUUACUUUCAACCAAUUCCAGACUUGAAGCAAUACUUCUCUGUUUACCAGACCAUUGUCCAAAUGACCGUUGCUACUGAAGCUGGUACCACUGUCACCAUUGAUGAUGCCGGUGUCUUGAGUUUCGAAGGCAGCUCUGACUUCUAUGCUCAAAAGAACAUUAAUGAUCCAUACAGUUACUCCAAGACUUCCUUCGCUGUUUUG